Vigna radiata var. radiata (mung bean) is the source of this 2146-nucleotide messenger RNA. Its product is annotated as probable disease resistance protein At1g12280. The transcript is spliced from 3 exons. The record is from RefSeq and is a predicted model, not a curated record. Gene Ontology annotation, molecular function: ADP binding. NCBI's taxonomy places the organism in Eukaryota, Viridiplantae, Streptophyta, Magnoliopsida, Fabales, Fabaceae. Bases 223 to 1077 code for a protein of 284 amino acids.
AGUCAAGAAAGGAAAGAAUUGGAUCUACUAAAACCCAGUCCUGAACUGCAUAAGGGAAAACACAAAAAAGGUCAAGACGCAAAUCAAGAAGGUGAAUUAUAUGCUCGGGCAUUUUUAAGAGGAGAGCCGUAUCCAGUGGAGCCUGUUAUUGACAGUAGCGGGUGGUUUUGCAGACUGUUGAUUCAUGUGCAGUACAGUAUAGUACAUUUUGCCCACCCCUACAUGGAAGCAGUUGUCUCUACGACGACUGAAAGUGCACUGCAAAUUACAGGUCGUGUAGUGAAACGACAGUUGAGCUACUUUUUUAAUUACAAUGACAAAUUUGAAGAGGUUAAACGUUACAUUGAGAUGUUGAACAAUACUAGGAAAAGGAUACAGCAUCAAGUUAAUAAUGCAGAAAUGAAUCCCGAAGAAAUUGAAGAUGAUGUUCAACAUUGCAUAAAACAGUUGGAUGAGAAGAUUGAAAAGUAUGAACAAUUUAUUCAAGAUGAAUAUCAUUCGAAGAAAAGAUGUUCCAUUGGUUUCUUUCCGAGGAACAUGUCGUUGAGGUAUCGAUUGGGCAGAAAUGCUACAAAGAUGGUAGAGGAAAUUAAAGUAGAAGAACUUUGGAAUAAAAGGUUUGAUGAAGUUUCCUAUCGAGUACUCCCAUCCAUUAAUGUUUCUUUGACCGACAUUAGCUAUGAAAGCUUUGCAUCAAGAACAAAAACUAUCGAUAUGUUUAUGCAAGCAUUAGAAGAUUCUACAGUUAAUAUGAUUGGCCUUUAUGGUGUUGGUGGUGUGGGUAAGACCACUUUAGUCAAAGAAGUUGCUAAGAAAGCUCAAGAAAAGAAGUCGUUCCCUGUGGCGGUUAUGGCAAAUAUAACGAGAAAUCCUAACAUCAUAACAAUUCAAGGACAAAUUGCUGAGAUGUUAGGAAUGAGAUUGGAAGAGGAAAUCGUAAGAGUAGAUCGCAUUUGGAAGAGAUUAAAGAAAGAAAAGGAGAACAUCCUUAUAAUCCUAGAUGAUCUAUGGGAUAGGUUGGACUUGAAUAGACUGGGAAUUCCAAAUAGUGAUGAAGAUGAUGGUAACCAAAAUUAGACUUGAAUAUCUAUUUUUGGUUACCAUAAGAUGGAAAAAGAAGAGUUAUCUUCGGAUUUCAAUAACAUGAAAGAAGAGAAGUUAUCUGUCAAUCACAAAAGAUGCAAAAUUCUUCUAACAUCUAGAAGAAAACAAGUAUUGUGUAAUCAAAUGGAUGUGAAGGAGAGAUCAACUUUCUCUAUUGGAGUCCUUGAUGAAAAUGAGGCAAAGACUUUGCUUAAGAAAGUGGCUGGAAUACACAUCCAAAAUUUUGCGCAUGAUGAAAAAGCCAUUGAAAUUGCAAGAAUGUGUGAUGGGUUGCCUAUUGCAUUAGUUUCCAUCCGAAGGACAUUAAAGAAUAAAAGCUCCUUUGUAUGGGAGGAUGUUUAUGAACAAAUGAAAAGGCAAAGUUACAUAGAAGGGAAAGAACCUACUGAGUUUUCUAUAAAGUUGAGCUAUGAUCAUCUAGAAAAUGAACUACUGAAGUGUAUUUUUUUACAAUGUGCAAGAAUGGGAAACGAUGAUUUGGUUAUGGACUUGGUGAAGUUUUGUAUUGGUUUAGGUUUAUUACAAGGAGUCCAUACAAUUAGAGAAGCGAGAAACAAAGUAAAUAUGUUGAUAGAAGGGCUAAAAGAAUCAAGUUUGCUGUUGGAAAGUUACUCUAGCAACCGCUUUAACAUGCACGACAUUGUGCAUGAUGUUGCUCUUUCAAUAUCAUCAAAAGAAAAGCAGGUAUUUUUUAUGAAAAAUAGCAUACUCGAUGAGUGGCCUCCCAAAAAUCAACUUGAGAGAUACACUGCUACUUUUAUACAGUCUUGUUAUAUCGUUGAUGAUCUCCCUGUGAGUAUAUAUUGUCCUAGACUUGAAGUCUUACAUAUUGACGGUAAAGAUUAGUUUUUGAAAAUACUAGAUGACUUUUUCCAAGACAUGAUUAAACUCACAGUCUUCAUAUUGACUUGUUUGAAUUUUCCAUGUUUACCUUCUUCACUUAUAUGCUUAACAAAACUAAGAAUGCUCAGUCUAGAGAAGUGUACUCUGGGGCAUAACUUAUCAAUCAUUGGAGAGUUAAAGAAACUACGAAUUCUUAUUC